Molecule: messenger RNA, 2547 nt
Organism: Pongo pygmaeus (Bornean orangutan)
Lineage: Eukaryota; Metazoa; Chordata; Mammalia; Primates; Hominidae
Gene: PP2D1
Product: protein phosphatase 2C like domain containing 1
Exons: 3
Coding region: 209-2104 (631 amino acids)
Biological process (GO): protein dephosphorylation
Molecular function (GO): protein serine/threonine phosphatase activity
Source: RefSeq, a predicted model, not a curated record
AGGUGAUGUAGUGAACAUUCCACACAGGGAGCUCUACCAUCAAGUCAGGGGAAUGCCCACCACCGCUAUCAUCACUAUUACCACUACUUCUGCCACAGCCAUCACAUUCACCUCUACCUCCACCAUCACCAUCACUACUCAAGUUGGAGAAAUACAGGCCAGGGGAAGGGGAUAAAGGGAGGGCAAACAAAGGUAAUUCCAAAGGAACAUGAGCACCAAUAAUGCUUUAAGAGUGUUUUGGAAAUCAAGAGAAUGGAAUAUGAAAACAUCAGCAUUUGAUUCAGAUGAGGAUAUUCUACUUUUACCCAAAAGAAAACGUUUUAGAAAGAAAAAGUCAAGACCAGUGAGACACACCAAACGCCAUGAAGAGGAGCAGGUCUAUGAGCAACGGACCACAUUACCCUGUUCUAUAUGCAAGCACGAAAUUGACCUACCUGGUAUUUUUCUCCAUAAGAAGCAACAUGUAGCUCUGGCCACACUGGGUUUCCAAUGGAUGGGUAGAAAGAAACCACAGCCCUCAGUGAUUGCUGUUCAGAGACAGUUCAUGAUUUCUAAACUAUUGUCAUCUUUUAUGUUGACUGAAAAAACCCUACAGAGCAUUAAUAAUGCUUUUGAGCUGCUUUGGAAAAAACAAAUACCAGCAUACUACAAGAUUUUUGAUAACAUUGACAGGAGUGUCAUACAUUCUCAAAAAAUAUGUCAUCUAUUAAUUAAAGGAGUGGGCAUUUGUGAAGACAGGAAUUCUACAUGGAAAGCUGACAUGAAUGAUAAAUUCACUGUAGUGAGUAAUUUUGGGAAUAAACCUAAUGUGUGUUUUUUUGGUUUGUUCGAUGGACAUCAUGGUGCCUCAGCGGCAGAGCUGACAUCAAUGGAACUCCCAGUUUUACUUCUCCAUCAGCUUUCCAAAUUUGAUCCUUCUUACCAAAUGACAACUGAUGAGCAACAAAUAAUCAAUUCCUUUUACACUGUGUUUAGAGAAGAAUACACAGCAAUAGAAGACCUCUUUUCUGCCAUAAACAAAACAGAAGCAGUGAGGUGUGAGUAUGAGGACAUACACAAAGCCUUUGCAAAAGCAUUUUGGAGAAUGGAUAGGCUUUUAGGUCUUGGAAGAAAAGAAGUGUCCAGGGUUCAAUGGAGUGGCUGCUCUGCAGUUACUUGUAUAUUGGAAGGCAAACCUAAAAGUCCUUAUGCUCAUAAGAAUUGCAAAAGAAAAAAUAACCAUGAUGGGUUGGCAGAGAGCUCCCCUUCCCAGGAGAUGCCAAAAAUAAUUUCUGGAAUAUUACAUGUUGCAAACACUGGUAAUGUGCAAGCAGUCUUAUGCAGAAAUGGGAAAGGUUUUUGCCUAACCAAAGAACAUACUACACGAAACACAAAUGAAAGAAGAAGAAUACUUCAGAAUGGAGCAGUCAUUAGUUCAAAUGAACCAUACGGGCUUGUAGAGGGGCAAGUAAAAACUACACGAGGACUUGGAUUUCAUGGAAAUCUGAAGAUGAAAAAAUCCAUUAUCCCAGCACCUCAAACUAUUUCUGUCCCUAUAGAUGACCUAUGUCAAUUCCUUAUUUUAGCUACUAAUGGACUUUGGGAAGUUUUGGAUAAAGAGGAAGUCACUGCCCUGGCAAUGACAACAUUUCACAUGUAUAAAGAAACAUACUGUCCUAUCAUACCUAACAAAUCUUCACCAACCAAAGGGCCUCUGCUUUUUUCAACCAGUGAACCAAACCUUACUAAAUCACAGAGUAAUAUCCACAUAUUGUUUCAGUAUAAAUCUGUAUCUGAAGUAUGUGUGUCAACUACAAAUUCCAAAGAAAAUUUAUCCGAUUCAAACUAUUCUAAAUACUGCAUUUAUAACCCUGAGAAUGUAGAAACAUUUCCAGCAGAAACGACUCAUCGUAAACCUUGCAGUGAAAAAGUAACUGACAGACCUACUAGUGUAAAUGGUGUGGCAACAAAUGAAAAAGAAUCAGACACUAAGAGUUUCUAUGAAGGCGCAGCUGAGUAUGUUAGCCAUGAACUUGUAAAUGCUGCUUUACUGGCUGGCUCCAGAGACAACAUUACAGUUAUGGUAAUAUUUCUCAAUGGAAGUGAGUAUCAGCUUCUGACAUAAAAAAUAAAGUUCCAAUUAUCCAGAGCACCAAAAUAUAAUACCAUAAAGCAAUUCUUCAAUGAUCCAGAUAUUAGGAUGAUUCAUGAAUACCAUGCACAUAAUUUUAUGAACAUAGUAAAGAAAAUAUAAAAGUGGAUACUAGGUCAUAUAAUAUAAUUUAUAUAUAUUCACUGUUUUAUGCCAAAAAAAAGAAAAAGAGAAAAGCCAAUACUUGCUUUUUAUACCACUUUAUUCCAACCUGAGCACCUCAAUAUAAAACUAAACACUGGUGAACCGUUUUCCUAAUUCUGCAUUAUCGUAAAUGUACAAGUUCUCCUAGCAGUCCAACACUUAAAUAGAUUAAAUCAUCUCUGACACAUGGUAGCUUUCAUAUAAUGAAAAUACCUAAAAUAAUUAGUGCAAUAUACUGAACUGAUCAAAAUAAAAUGAACUUUGGAAAAGAA